GACACUCCCUCAGCCGGGACGCCCUCCAGGAACUCAGCCAAAACGCAACUUUGGGGAAAACGAAACUGCCAGGAAAAGGCGGCACCACUGAGGCUCCGUUAUCCUGGGAUCCGGAUCCGCACGCCAUCUGCUCCGCUCCGACACCAUGAACCCCAACUCCCAGCCCUUCUUCCCUGGCGCCCGCACCGCAGUGUCCCCGUCCUAUGAGGUGCUCAAGGAGGAACACGAGGUGUCUGUGCUGGGGGGUCCCCAGAGCUCGAUGGCAGCGAGGACGACGGUGAUCAACAUCCAGACGGACACGGCGGUGCCCGACCACAUCGUCUGGUCCCUGUUCAACGCCCUCUUCUUCAACACCUGCUGCCUGGGCUUCGUGGCGUUCGCCUACUCCGUGAAGUCUAGGGACCGGAAGAUGGUGGGAGACGUGAUUGGCGCCCAGAGCUAUGCGUCCACCGCCAAGUGCCUGAACAUCUGGGCUGUGGUCCUCGGCCUCCUGAUGACCAUCGGACUCAUUGUUGUCCUGGUCAUUGUGCUCCCGGGAGUCAUCCAUGCAGUGCAGCAGAACCCCUACGGAGGCGGCUUCUAGUCGCUGCCACGGCAGGUGCCGAGUCCUCCCACCCCCCUGGCCCCGCCCAGGCACCCACCCCUCACCCUGCCCCUGUACACACACCUGUCUGCAGCUGAGCUCAAUAAAGUGCGCCUGUACGUGA
Eptesicus fuscus (big brown bat) is the source of this 707-nucleotide messenger RNA. RefSeq names its product interferon-induced transmembrane protein 1-like. Gene Ontology annotation, biological process: defense response to virus; response to type II interferon; response to interferon-beta. NCBI's taxonomy places the organism in Eukaryota, Metazoa, Chordata, Mammalia, Chiroptera, Vespertilionidae. Bases 146 to 583 code for a protein of 145 amino acids. Gene Ontology annotation, cellular component: plasma membrane. The record is from RefSeq and is a predicted model, not a curated record. The transcript has 2 exons.